GCCCACCAACACAGGCACAAACACCACGGCUGUCACUGUCUAGGUCUGCUGCCGCUGGAGCACAUCUGGGUGUUCGAUGAUGAUGAUGAUGACGGGGAUAAAUAAGGUACAUAGGACGGGUAGGGCUCUGAGGUUUGCUUUGGCUUUUUUUUGCAGGGAGGCGUUCGCGGAGUUAUUUUUGGGUUCGGUCGGCGGGCGGCGGUUGGUAUGUACCGGUAUGAAGCCUUGAAGGCAUGAGCUAGUACCGGUAGUGCUUUGUAGUCGGUCGGUCGACUGUGAAAAAAAAGCGAUGGGGUGUUUGAUCUUGGGGAAAGUUGGGGUAUCUACUGUAGAUAAGGUAUCUUCGCCUGAGGGUUUUGGGUAUUGCCAUGGUACCGGUAGGCAGUACAUAAGGAGGUACUUCUUACUACUUACCGUCCCGAGGCUGACACACAAUGUCGUCAGCUACAUACCGGCAGCCUACAGGUACCUACACACGAGCACAUACGAAGUAAGUACUCUACUCCUACUACUCCAUCGUCAUGCACCACCAUUCCCACCUCUAUCGGAUAUCGCAUCCACGCGGAGACUCUGCCGGAGACUCUACCGGAGACUCUGCCACUCAGAACUCUGGACAGUGAACUCACUGUUUGCACGUGGCAAUGUUUGGUUCGACAGUCUUACCAUCCGGCCAGUGCGUCUGGCCAGCACAUGCGGGAAGAUCGAGGCCUCAACUAGUGAUCUAUCCCAUGGCCCCAUUGGAUGGCCAUUUUUGGGACUUCCACGAUUCUGCUGUGCUCAUCUCAUUGUGCGGGAUGGGAGUGGAAGUUGGGGCUGGAGUGGAGCUGGAGUCUGGAGGUUGGAAAGCCAGUGGUCCAGUGGGCCAGUGGCGGAUAUCGUGACGGAUAUCGUGGCGCCGUGACGUUAAACGGCAGUUUUGCGGGGCUGUACUGGAGUCACUGGACGGGCUGGACUGGCGGGGGAAACAGCU
Tricharina praecox is the source of this 970-nucleotide messenger RNA. RefSeq lists its product as uncharacterized. The coding region runs from base 290 to 901 and encodes 203 amino acids. Lineage: Eukaryota; Fungi; Ascomycota; Pezizomycetes; Pezizales; Pyronemataceae. The transcript has a single exon. The record is from RefSeq and is a predicted model, not a curated record.